CACGGUCUGUCCCCAAUGCCAGCUCCGACCCCAUGUACCCUGGAUAUUCAAGACUCAUUUUGGCCGGACUUGUGGUACUUGCAACCUUGCAAGAAGCCGAGUAUGAACUUUCAUAAGGCAUGGCAAGCUGGCUUUACAGGAAAAGGGGUUUUAAUUGCAAAUGUUGAACUCAAUGUCAUAACAGCGCACAGGGAUUUAGCUGCAAAUAUAGAACUCGAGCUCUCCUAUGAUUACCUUGGGGACGACCCUGACCCUAACCCAGACCCAGAGGAUAUUGUCCCGCCAUGGCACGGAACAGCGACGACGUCAGUUAUUGCCGCUGUUAAAAACGACUUUUGUACGAUAGGAGCAGCUUAUGAAUCAAAAAUUGCAGCGCUGAAAGUGGUUGGUCCCGAUCAAACGGAUUUCAUCACUGCUAGUGCUCUUCAACAUGAAGUGAAUAAAGUGGACAUUUACAGUAACCAAUGGGGAUAUGUCCGAGAUGGCCGAGGGUAUUUUCAAUUUGGCGAAAUAGUGCACGAUGCAGUUCGCCAGGGCGCUUCUGUGGGACGCAACGGCAAAGGUUCAGUAUAUGUUUUUGCGGUCGGUAAUUCGAAUGCAGAUUUUGAAGAUCCAAACACAGAAACCCUUGGACAGUUACCUGAAUCUAUUCUUGUCGGUGCUAUCAGCGAGAGUGGGACUCCCACAUCCUACACUCACCCUGGAGCCGGUGUAAUGGUCGUUGGUUACAGCGGAGAUAUACAUCCAAUUACUAUUAGCAAUGUUAUUGUUGCAUUUCUUAAUGAUGGUUGUCUGUCUGGAUUUUGGGGAACAUCCUUCUCCGCCCCUCUUGUAACUAGCGCCGUUGCUUUGACUCUUCAAGCGAACCCUAAUCUGAACUGGAGAGAUGUUCAACAUAUUUUGGUUGAAACAGCAAACAUGGACAAUAUUAUGCAAUCGAAAGAAGAACCGAUUUUUCGAAAUGGAGCGGGUCACUUAGUUGGAAACUAUCUAGGCUUUGGUCUUGUCGAUGCAGAAGCAAUGGUGACCAUAGCACAAUCAUGGGUACAUGUUGGGGACCAGGUCACCUGUGACACAGGAUAUAUAGACGUAAAUGGUUCUCCGACGACCGGCGAUAUAACCAGUUUGUUAACUCCGGCCGGAUGCAACAUAAAGCUUUUGGAACACGUGGUUGCCACAAUUCAGUUCGAGGCAGCUGUGGUUGGGAACGUGGCCAUAUUUCUGGAGUCACCAUCUGGGACUUCCAGCAGGUUGAUGAGGUUUCAGCCACUGAACACAGGACCAUCGACCAUUUGGUUUGAAUCUUGGACUUACAAAAGUGUCCAGUUCUGGAACGAAAAUCCGUCUGGCACUUGGACUCUUACCAUGAAAGAUGCAGGACAAACAGAAAAGAAACUUACAAAAUGGAAAAUUGUACUUUACGGAGUUGCGGACGUUACUCCAGGCACGUUUGGUGGUCCUUGUGACGGGACUGGGAACAACGAAUGUUCCAAGGAUCCACUAGCUACCUGUAUGGGCGGCAUGUGCAUGUGCGGUCAAGGCUCUCACCAGGUCACCAGGGUAUGCAGGGCAGACAAGGCGCCGACUAACUGA
Messenger RNA from Mya arenaria, 1593 nucleotides. Its product is annotated as furin-like protease kpc-1. Gene Ontology annotation, biological process: protein processing. Gene Ontology annotation, molecular function: serine-type endopeptidase activity. Gene Ontology annotation, cellular component: Golgi membrane; trans-Golgi network. NCBI's taxonomy places the organism in Eukaryota, Metazoa, Mollusca, Bivalvia, Myida, Myidae. Bases 16 to 1593 code for a protein of 525 amino acids. The transcript is spliced from 14 exons. The record is from RefSeq and is a predicted model, not a curated record.